Molecule: messenger RNA, 462 nt
Organism: Staurois parvus
Lineage: Eukaryota; Metazoa; Chordata; Amphibia; Anura; Ranidae
Source: the annotation of a GenBank genome assembly
GCAUGGCGAUCGGCGGUGUGCUGUGUCCCUCGGACACAGCGGAUCACCGAUCUUGGAAAGGGCCGAAGAUGUCAGCUCGGUCAUGUGAUCAGCUGUGUCCAAUCACAGCUGAUCACAUGGGACAUGUACACUGAUCAUCAGGGCACUGAUGUUCAGUGUGUCCUGAUGAUCAGUGUAGCCCCAGCAGUGCCACCUGUCAGUGUCCAUCAGUGCCUUGUGUCAGUGCUCAUCAGUGCCUUGUAUCAGUGCCACAUCAAUGCCACAUAUCAGUGCCUAUCUGAGCUGCCUUUCAGUGUCACCCAUCAGUUCCACCUAUCAAUGCCAAUCAGUGCCAACUAUCAGUGCUGCCAAUCAGUGCCACCUAUUAGUGCCAGUCAGUGUUGCCUAUCAGUGCCAGUCAGUGCUUCCUAUCAGUGCGCAUCAGUGGCGCCUAACAGUGCCAGUCAGUGCCGCCUAUCAGUG